AUGAGCACCUUUGGAAAGAUUUACCGGGUCACCACAUUUGGUGAAUCGCACUGCAAAGGCGUCGGCGCUAUUGUCGACGGUGUUCCGCCCGGCAUGGAGCUUACAGAAAAGGACAUUCAAACGCAGCUGUCACGACGACGACCAGGACAAAGCAAAUUAACCACACCUCGCGAUGAGAAAGACCGAGUGACCAUCAUGUCUGGUACAGAAUACGGUGUGACGCUUGGAACACCCAUCGGUUUACAAGUACCUAAUCUCGAUCAACGUCCUCACGAUUACAGCGAAACCGAUGUGUAUCCUCGUCCCAGUCACGCCGAUUACACUUACCUUAAAAAAUACUCUGUCAAGGCUUCCUCCGGAGGCGGUCGUGCGUCGGCUCGUGAAACCAUUGGCCGUGUGGCCGGUGGCGCCAUUGCUGAGAAAUACCUCAAAUUGGCCUAUGGCGUUGAAAUUGUCGCUUUCACAUCGAGUGUUGGCAAGGCCGCCAUGCCAUUCAUUCACGAUCUCGCCGAAGAAGACAAAUUGAAGCCUGAAUUUUACGAAUUUUUGAAUACCGUCACACGGGACCAGGUCGAUGCGGAUAUCACCCGCUGUCCCGACGCCACUACGGCUGAAACUAUCAAAGAAGUGAUUACCAAGAAAUCGGAGGAAAAGGAUAGCAUUGGUGGUACAGUGACAUGUGUGAUCCGCAACUGUCCCGUGGGUCUGGGCGAGCCUUGUUUUGACAAAUUGGAAGCACUUUUGGCUCACGCCAUGCUGUCGAUUCCUGCGACCAAGGGUUUCGAGUUUGGUUCGGGUUUCCAGGGUACAAAGAUGGCGGGCCAUCAACACAACGAUCCUUUUGUCAAGAAGGCCGACGGUUCGUUUGGUACCGUCACCAAUAACUCGGGAGGCAUUCAGGGCGGUAUCUCCAACGGCGAAAAUAUCUAUUUCCGAGUCGCUUUCAAACCGGCCGCCACCAUUUCUCAAGAUCAACAGACAACCUCGUAUGAUGGUGUGUUUGGUACCUUGGCCGCAAGAGGUCGUCACGAUCCCUGCGUCGUCCCUCGUGCUGUGCCCAUCGUGGAAGCCAUGGCCGCUCUUGUCAUCAUGGAUGCCGCACUGCAACAAGAAGCUCGCCAGGCCGCCAUGUCAAGGCUCCCUUCCAUCGACAUUCAUCACUCUCUUUUGGGAAAAGCACCUAAAGAAUAG
Messenger RNA from Radiomyces spectabilis, 1191 nucleotides. RefSeq names its product chorismate synthase. The coding region runs from base 1 to 1191 and encodes 396 amino acids. Gene Ontology annotation, molecular function: chorismate synthase activity; FMN binding. Gene Ontology annotation, biological process: chorismate biosynthetic process; aromatic amino acid biosynthetic process. The transcript is spliced from 3 exons. The record is from RefSeq and is a predicted model, not a curated record. Lineage: Eukaryota; Fungi; Mucoromycota; Mucoromycetes; Mucorales; Radiomycetaceae. Gene Ontology annotation, cellular component: cytosol.